AUGGAGCAUCCGGCUCAGUUUGUAAGUCUCGCGAGCUACGGACAGAGUUGUGGUAACACUGGAUACAAGUCGCUGUUUAGUACUUACUAUCUAUCUAUCUAUCUAUCUAUCUAUCUAUCUAUCUCACCUCUUUUGAUCUAUCUAUCUAUCUAUCUAUCUAUCAUCUAUAUCUAUCUAUCUCAGUCUGCUUGUAUCUAUCGAUCAAUCUAUCUUUUUGAUCUAUCUAUCUAUCUAUCUAUCUAUAUCUAUCUAUCUAUCUAUCUAUCUCACCUCUUUUUGAUCUAUCUAUCUAUCUAUCUAUCUAUCUAUCUAUCUAUCUAUCUAUCUAUCUAUCUAUCUAUCUCAGUCUGCUUGUAUCUAUCGAUCAAUCUAUCUGUAGCCUCUUUUGAUCUAUCUAUCUAUCUAUCUAUCUAUCUAUCUAUCUAUCUAUCUAUCUAUCUAUCUCAGUCUGCUUGUAUCUAUCUAUCAAUCUAUCUUCUGCUUGUAUCUAUCGAUCAAUCUAUCUGUAUCUAUCUAUCUAUCUAUCUAUCUAUCUAUCUAUCUAUCUAUCUAUCUAUCUCAGUCUGCUUGUAUCUAUCGCAAUCUAUCUUUUUGAUCUAUCUAUCUAUCUAUCUAUCUAUCUAUCUAUCUAUCUAUCUAUCUAUCUCAGUCUGCUUGUAUCUAUCUAUCAAUCUAUCUGUAGCCUCUUUUGAUCUAUCUAUCUAUCUAUCUAUCUAUCUAUCUAUCUAUCUAUCUAUCUAUCUCAUCUAUCUAUCGAUCAAUCUAUCUGUAGCCUCUUUUGAUCUAUCUAUCUAUCUAUCUAUCUAUCUAUCUAUCUAUCUAUCUCACCUCUUGAUCUAUCUAUCUAUCUAUCUAUCUAUCUAUCUAUCUAUCUAUCUAUCUAUCUAUCUAUCUAUCUCAGUCUGCUUGUAUCUUUUGAUCUAUCUAUCUAUCUAUCUAUCUAUCUAUCUAUCUAUCUAUCUAUCUAUCUAUCUCACCUCUUUUGAUCUAUCUAUCUAUCUAUCUAUCUAUCUAUCUAUCUAUCUAUCUAUCUAUCUCACCUCUUUUGAUCUAUCUAUCUAUCUAUCUAUCUAUCUAUCUAUCUAUCUAUCUAUCUAUCUAUCUAUCUAUCUCAAGCUGCUAGUAUCUAUCUGUCUACAAGCAACGUUAAACAAUUUUCUUUCUUUCUUUCUUUCUUUUCUUUCUUUCUUUCUUUCUUUCUUUCUUUCUUUCAUUUUCUCACUGAAACCAAUUGCAGUGCGGAGGUCGACCUCAAUAUGUCGCCUACCCAGGUGCAGCGCAGAGAUCUACCUCAAUAUGUCGCCUACCCAGGAGCAAGUUGGAGGUCUACUGCAAUAUGUCAUCUACCCAGGUGCAGCACAGAGGUCUACAUCAAUAUUCCGCCUACCCAGGUAUAGCAUGGAGGUCUACCUCAAUAUGCCGCCAACCAAGGUUCAGUGUGGAGGCCUUCCUCAAUCAUUCGCCUACCCAGGUGCAGCACGAAGGACUACCGCAAUAUGUCGCCUACCCAGGUGUAAAACGGAGGUCUACCUCAAUAUGCCGCCUACCCAGGUGCAGCGCGGAGGCCUUCCUCAAUCAUUCGCCUACCUAGGUGCAGCGCGAAGGUCUACCUCAAUAUGCCGCCUACCCAGGUGCAGUGCAGAGGUUUACCUCAAUUAUUCGCCUACCCAGGUUCAGCGCGGAGGUCUAACAUGCCCCUCCCUUCACGUAGCCAUGAGGUCAUGUGUCUGUUCUCACGAUAUCUAUCUAUCUAUCUAUCUAUCUAUCUAUCUAUCUAUCUAUCUAUCUAUCUGUCACUCAGACUAUCUAUCUAUCUAUCUAUCUAUCUCCAUAUUGACAUCUAUCUAUCUAUCUAUCUAUCUAUCUAUCUAUCUAUCUAUCUAUCUAUUGUCACAGUUCAUUAUCUAUCUAUCUAUCUAUCUAUCUGUCACUCAGUCUAUCUAUCUAUCUAUCUAUCUAUCUAUUUUUGAUGUGUGA
Molecule: messenger RNA, 1977 nt
Organism: Acanthosepion pharaonis
Lineage: Eukaryota; Metazoa; Mollusca; Cephalopoda; Sepiida; Sepiidae
Source: the annotation of a GenBank genome assembly